GGACGAGAAAGGGAGGGUACAAGAGGGUGGGGGGCACCCGGAGCCCGCGCUCCGGAAGUGAAGCGGUCACUCCACCCGCUAAUGGAUGCGCGGCGGCCGCCCGGCAGACCGCUCUCGGCGCCAGGGACAGCUUGAUUUGGGUGAAGUGAAGACGCAUACAGACUAUUAUAUAGAAGUGGGAGACAUCUUCCUGAGCUGGAAACUGAAUACAUGGCUCCUUGAUUCUUGAGGAACAUUCUGGAACACAUAAACAGGCAUCCCCACCAUCUUGCUGUGUGACUCCCCAGAGGUUUGAGCUACAGUAGAAGCCACCUCUCCACUGACCGGAGAGAGCCAAAGUGACAGUAAGCAGGAGAUGGGAAAAGCAGUUGUUCCAAGUGCCUCGCAGUGACAAGAAUCAGCGCCACACAGCUGUCCCCAGCUCUCAAAAGGAACGAGCAGCAAACCCACUUCAGAGCCACAGGUAACUGUAGUACCCAUCAAACUUGCCGUGGGUCUGAAGACACACGGGAAGCGCCUGCUUCUUGAGACUAAGUCAAAGGACAAAGCGUUGAUCCACAAGGCUUUGAGCUGCUCCAGGAGUGAGCCAGGCCGGGCCUAAGUGUAAAAGCAUAGCCUGGGAGGAUGGCAGUGGCCCUGCUGGAGGGUUGGUGCGAGAUCAUGAGUGUAGAUGACCAGAAGGCGUUGAUGGUGACGGGCAUACCAGUGAACUGUGGUGAGCCUGAGAUCCAGGCGGUCCUGCAGGAGGCGCUCAAGUGUGUGGGCAACUACCGCCUGCUAGGCAAGCUAUUCCAGAAGCAAGACAACACCAACGCUGUCUUACUGGAGCUCACGGAGGACACGGAUAUGUCUGUGGUCCCCAGUGAGGUGCAGGGAAAGGGGGGCGUCUGGAAAGUGAUCUUUAAGACCCCUAACCAGGACACUGAGUUUCUCCAGAGACUGAACCUGUUUCUAGAAAAAGAAGGGCAGACGGUUGCGGGGAUGUUCCGAGCCCUUAAGCAGCAGGGAGUGUCUCCGGCUACCACAGCCUGCACAUCCCCUGAGUUACUGGCCCACUUUGUGGGGCAGGCAAUGGUUCACGCCCCAAGGCCCCUGCUGCCUGUGAAGUACUGUAAGCUUCGAGUGUUCUCUGGAAGCACAGACCCUGCCCCGGAGGAGGAGUCCUUCGAGGUCUGGUUGGAACAGGCCACUGAGAUAGCCAAAGAGUGGCCCAUCCCUGAGGCCGAAAAGAAAAGGUGGGUGAUGGAGAGUCUUCGUGGCCCCGCCCUGGACCUCAUGCACAUUGUCCAGGCAGACAAUGCUUCCAUUAGCGUGGAAGAGUGUCUGGAGGCCUUUAAGCAGGUGUUUGGGAGCCUGGAGAGCCGUAGGUCCGCGCAGGUAAAAUACCUAAAGACGUAUCAGCAAGAAGGGGAGAAAAUCUCAGCCUACGUGCUCCGGUUGGAAACUCUGCUCCGGAGAGCUGUGGAAAAACGGGCUAUUCCCCGGAACAUUGCUGACCAGGUACGCCUGGAGCAGGUCAUGGCCGGAGCCAACCUUAACAAUGUUCUCUGGUGCCGGCUCCGGGAGCUGAAGGAUGAGGGCCCACUACCCUCCUUUUUGGAGCUGAUGAAGGUGAUCCGGGAGGAAGAAGAAGAAGAGGCCUACUUUGAGCAUGAGAGCAGGGAGGAGCCAGGGGAAAGAGAGGGCUAUCGCCGCUGGGACAAUGCAAGGAAUAACUGAGAGACUUCCCGGCCCCCUUUCACCUCCUGGUGGACACAGGGACAGUGCUUGACAAGGCUAAUCUUAUUACAGUGGGUUUUUUCUCUAAUAUACAGGGUUGAAGUCAAGCAUUAGAAGCAAGUAUAAAUAUAUAUAUAUAUAUAUAUAUAUAUAUAUAUAUAUAUAUAUACAGGGUCUCACCUUAUAGCCCAGGCUGGCCUUGAGUUUGCACUCUUCCUGCAUCAAAGCCUCCCAAGCUGAGUCCUGGGAUUAGAGGAGCGUACCACUAUGAGUGCUCCAUCUCAAUCUUUCUUUCUGAGGAAAAAAAAAUAGCCUGGACUCUGAGUAGAUUGGUUUGGGGGACUCUUAAGUAGAUUGUUAGUAAAUACAUGACUAAGUUCCUAAAAUACCUAAAGCUUCUGUACUUCAGUGUCCUUUAAGCUCAGCAGGGUCAGCCAGGUAGCUCAGCUGAUCAGGUCGCUUGGCAACCUCUUCAGAUGAUGUGGACAGGAAAUAGAAACUGGCCAGGCAGGAGCAGGAGAAGUGACUCGGAGGUUAAGCACACUUGCUACUCUUCCAGAGGAAUUCAGAACCCAGCACCCACAUGGUGACUCACAACCAUCGAAACUCCAGUUUCAGGGUCUCCAACGCCUUCUCCUGGUCUCUUUGGGCGCUGCACACGUGGUACAUAUGCAUAUGUGCAGCACACACCUGUAAAAUAAAUCUUUAGAAAAGAAAAGAAACUGGCCAGGCAGUUUAGGGGCAUUCCAAGAGUGUCCCUGGCUCUCUGAUCCAUGAAUGUCAAGAAGGAGCUUUGAUUUCUCGUUGUCAGCUUCAUGGAGGUUACUUUGGGGUGGGACUGGGACCUCAGCCAGACACUAAUCACUUUGUAAAUUGCUUUAGAAGUAGAUCUCUAGAUUUUCCUGAUAAAAAUGGCUUAUAUCUGUUCCCCAAUUUUAGCCCAUCCCCUAAAUGAUUUUAGGGUUAUAUCUUCAGAGGAGGGAAUUUUAUAGUGGCCUUGAUCAGGUCUUUUCGGAGUCUCAUUAAGAGAAAAUCAUUGCCUUCUGGUCAGAAGAGUGGAAUCUAUCUACCUUUUGCCUAGGUGGAGACCUAACAUUCCAAACUAACCAAAAUAGAAGAGUUAAUCCAGUUGGGCAGGCCCAUCAGCUGACUAAUGGACUGCCCAUUAAGAAGACAGAUUCAUCCAACCCCAUGCUAAAGAGAUGGGAGGAAUAAUUAUCCCCUUAAUGAGAUCAUGUGCUUUUCUUUCCCAGAAUCCCUGGGAUCUGCAUAGUCACUCCAGAGCCACCACAAAAUGUAACUUCCACUUGUUCUUUUGCCUGGGGCCCAAGCCCAAGUAAGCUUUCUCUAGUACUUUGGGCUUUAUUUAUUUAUUUAUUUGCUCUUUCCAUGCUAAACCUCUACCUAAAUAAAAAAAAAUAAAAAAAAAAAGGCAUGGCUUUCUCUUCUAUGUCCCUCUUCGGGAAGGUUUGAUCCCCAGGACCCUCAUAGUGGAAGAAAAGAAUCAACUCCUGCAAGCCAUUAUCAUCACACAUACACACAUACACACACACACACACACACACACACACACACACACAUGCGUGCACUCACGGACAUACGCAAAUACAUGUACUGUCUUAAACCACACCAAGUAGAACAAUGUUGACUCAUACCAUAGAAGAAUGAAUUGACCUUAUUUAAAAAAAAAAAAAACAGGUUUGAAAGAUGAGGUGGAGUGGCUUGUUGGGACAUUUCCUGUCUCAAAUCAGCAAAUUCUAUGAGACUCUGGAAGCUUCCCCAAGCUGUCCUCUAUAGCUGAGCAGUCACAGACCUUACACUAGGGAUCUGGGGAGCUGGGAGGCAGGCCUUCCUCCACCAGAUGAAUUAGGACCAUCGUGCCCUUGGGUUUCUAAUGUCACCGGCAGUGUGUCUCCCUCCACACACACCUCCUUCUACUUCAUGUGGAUGGCUGCAGAACCAGCUGCAGGGUCAGUCUCACGACCCAUGGAUGACUGACCCAGUCUGUUACCAAGGGGUACACAGCUACAGAGAGAAAUCUUUGAGCAAAAGAUGGACUUUCAAAGACACGCACACAACUGGACAUGCACAGAGUGGCUGUGACCGUCACUCUGGUCUGCUGAACCAUGAAGACUUUAAAACUGGUGGAAGUGACCUUGCAACCUACUGAGGGCCACAACAUGCAAUGUGUUCCACAUAAAUCCCACUUCAUGUGUGCAGCAGUCUACUCUGUGUAGGGUGUUGUGUGCAUUCGUGGGGUGUGUGUUGGGGGGGGUUGCUGCGUUACUCUUUAGAAAGAGAAAGAAGCGGAGGUCCAAUGGGUUAAAUGGUCUCAGCAUCAAAAUGCUCAGAAGAGAUACCUAGACAGAAGCCCAGAACGGAUCUUGGGAACCCACCCUCCACCUGCUAUGUGUCACUCAAGUGUGUUUCCUUAGUUCUGUGGAAGACUGAUAUUAAGCAAAUGUGUUUCAAACUCCUUAAAUCUCAAACACAGGGCAAGGAGUUUCAAGUGUGCUGAGGAUCAAGGCUCAGCACACCAGUGUUCACUAAGUUUGCUCUUCUUUCCAGACUGACCCAUUUGCGGGCAUCGGUGUAUAUACUUCAAGCUCUCUGUGUCUGUACAUAGACUUGAAAGCUGUGACGUCUUGUGUGUGUGUGCCAGGUUGAGUGUGCUGGGACACCAUAAACAAACACCACGUAGUCACGUGCCAGGCAUAGCUCUGGCACAGUUCAUGCACAACCUCGUGGUAGAUUCUUGUGUAGUGUAAGCCAAGUUGCUUAGUCUCUCUGUACAUCAGUUUCCUUAUCUAAAAACGAGUGGCCGUUAGGAUCAAAUGGCACAAUGCCUUUUAAGCACUUCAAGCAACGUUUGGAACUUAGAAACCCCUCGAUACACUGAGGACCUUGGCGUUUUCGUGAUAGUUGUUGUCAGCUCAAUGCAUGCUCUCCCGACCGUUCUAACAGUGUGGAAACAAGUAGAGAUGUAACAGACUUCCCGCCGUGAUGCUCCCACCAUUGGGAAGCAUUUCUAGCUCUUUUACACGGGCUGUCUUUCGCAUCUGUGCUAAUAUUCCAGAAUUGGUUGGUGACCGUGAGUUGACUUGAUUUUGAAGGGAUAACCUGCUCUUCUGAAGUAAGAAAAGCAUUUUUUAAGACAUCAUCUGUGACGAUUUCUCUUUCUGAAAUAUGCAUCUCAACAGUUCCCAAGUAUAGUGAUGUGAUUGUCACAGCUGACUAUUAUAUCCUGACUUCAUGUGGCUUUCUGUUCCUGUGAAUGGCCUCACCAUUAUUAUCAACAGACUGCAAAAUUAAAUGUUACCUCUGUGAAGUUAUGAAAUAAAGUUUCAGAGU
Messenger RNA from Microtus oregoni (creeping vole), 5070 nucleotides. RefSeq names its product PNMA family member 2 (gene Pnma2). The record is from RefSeq and is a predicted model, not a curated record. The transcript has 3 exons. NCBI's taxonomy places the organism in Eukaryota, Metazoa, Chordata, Mammalia, Rodentia, Cricetidae. Bases 625 to 1719 code for a protein of 364 amino acids.